Messenger RNA from Nanorana parkeri, 1419 nucleotides. Its product is annotated as thymic stromal cotransporter homolog. The coding region runs from base 58 to 1419 and encodes 453 amino acids. Gene Ontology annotation, molecular function: transmembrane transporter activity. Gene Ontology annotation, biological process: transmembrane transport. NCBI's taxonomy places the organism in Eukaryota, Metazoa, Chordata, Amphibia, Anura, Dicroglossidae. Gene Ontology annotation, cellular component: membrane. The record is from RefSeq and is a predicted model, not a curated record. The transcript has 4 exons.
UGACACACAGGAAUACUUCAUAGUAUUUAUUUGCGAUAUGUAAUUUUUUCCGGUGCAAUGGAGACAGCAAGGACCUGGAUUGAGCCUGUGGUUGCUGGGGCCCAGAUUGCCAGCUCUUUUUAUGACACUGCUCUUCUUAUGGCUGUAAGAAAUCACUAUAACAAGACCAUUGACUACCAACAGGCUUCUAUCAACUCUAGCACUGAUGAUGUGUUGCAAAAAGCCAUCUCAAACUUCUACAUCAUUUACAAUGUUAUUAUGGGAUUGACUCCUUUACUGUCUGCUUAUAUCUUGGCAAAAAUCGGUGACAAAACCAGCAGGAAAGUGACUAUAUGUGUGCCACUGCUAGGUUAUCUUCUAUCAAGGAUGUUUCUUCUGUUCAUCAUUCUUUGGGAAUGGCCUAUAGAAGUCAUGUUUGGCUCUGCUGCUCUAAAUGGUUUAACUGGCUGGUUUACAACAUACUGGGCUGGCGUUAUGGCCUGGGCCUCUAUAUGUUCUUCAGAGAGGAGACGUUCUCUUCGACUCGUUAUUAUUGAGAUGGUGUAUGGCUUGGCUGGAUUUGUGGGAAGUUUAGUUUCUGGACACAUAUUUGUCAAUUUAAAUAUUGCAAACCAUGAAGGGACUAUCCUUGUCUGUUGUAGCACUGGCUGCUAUGCCCUCUGCUUUCUAUAUAGCUUGUUUGUUCUGCGGACACCUGAAGAAGUUAAUUGCUCUGAGACCAGACCAUUGUUGAACGACACUGAUAACACUAUGAUACAGGCGCAUUCAGUGGAUGAAUCUACAAGUGUGUCGCCAUCUAAACUUAUACUUAUUACUAUGUUUUCUAGUGUAAUCCUCUUUAAUAUUUCUUUCACUGCAGCUGAUGAUGUGAUCAAUGUUUUUGUACUGAAAGCACCACUGAGCUGGGGUCCUAUUGAAGUUGGGUAUGGUAAUGCUGCAGCUUACAUGACAUACCUAACUAGCUUCCUAGGAGUUUUUAUAUUAUACCGAUGUAUGGGAGACUUGGCAAUGAUUGUCAUUGGAAUAAUCUCAUUCAGCUCUGGACUUCUGAUUAUGGCUUUCGUGCGCUGGACCUAUAUGUACUAUAUUGCUCGAACUGUAAUGAUGUUCUCACAAAUACCUACACCAACCAUCAGAUCAGUGAUAUCUAAACAAAUUCAAGGAUCAUCAUAUGGCAAAGUGUUCGUCUUACUUCAGCUGGCAAUAGAAAUUGUAGCAGUGAGCACUUCAGCUGGAUUCAACAAACUUUAUCAAGCUACACUACAUUGGUACAGUGGGUUCUGUUUCAUUGUAUUUGGCACCCUGGGAUUUCUCUGCAUUAUUCCGAUUGGAAUUGCAGCCUGCAAUAGGUGUUCAAACAUGGAUCAAAGGGACCUCAGAAGCACAGCCAAUCCAAGUCAAAUUCCUGAAGAAAGCUGA